UUCGUUAGGCAUUUCGCGAUUGGCUUCAGUACCAUCUGAGAUCGUGUGAGGUGCGGUCGUGCGCCCGUUUCUACAAAAUACUUCGCGAUUAGUUAAAAGCAUAAAAAGUUAAUUAUUUAAGUGAUAUCUAUGAAGUUUAUUGAAUUGAGAUAUAAUAAUAAAUCAUGAAGGGCCAGGCGAAGCGGUUCGUGAGCCACAAGGGAAAGGCUUACGACUUGGGGUACAAAAAAGAAAAAGAGAGUAUCGGAUUUUUUGAUUUGUGGCGAUAUUCGACAUGGGGCGAGGUAGCGGCCACGUCUCUGGGAGCGUUACUCGCCGUGCUGUGUUCCGGCGGGCUGGUGGCCGCGGUGCUAAUCUACGGCGAGCUAACCGCGCUCUUCAUACAGAGGCACAAGGAGGAGGCACCGCCAUCCAAUGCGCUCAUACUCAGCUGGUUCGGAGGAGCGGAGAGACUGUAAGUGAAGGGGAAAUUAGGAAACAAGUCCCAACACAUGGACGCGCUUGUCCAAGACUCGGUCGCGUUCGCGCUCGCCAGCGUUGCGGUGAUGGCGUGCCAGCUGGUGGCCGCCGCCUGCGCGGUCACGCUCGCCAACUGGGCCGCCUCUAGGAUGAUUAAUCGUCUGAGAUGGAAACUUCUUCGCUCAGUACUCAGUCAGGAGACAGCGUUCUUUGAUACAAACACCACCAUGAACUUUGCCUCAGCACUUACAGAGGACGUGGACAAGCUAAAGCAAGGCGUAGGCGAGCAUGUCUCAAUGGCGGCCUACCUGGGAGGCAGUGUAAUCAUGGCGUCCACAGUAGCUCUACUUCAUGGCUGGCAGUUGACACUGGCCGGACUGGCCGUCGUGCCCAUAGCCCUGGCCGUCUCCGCUACUGUAGCUAGGAACGUAACGCGCUGCUCGUCAGAAGAAGUGGUAUCGUACGGCACGGCGGGGCGUGUCGUAGAGCAGGCGCUGUCUGCCAUCAGGACGGUGCGGGCCUACGCGGGGGAGGACGUCGAGGUCUCCAAGUACUCGCAGGCGCUGCAGGGCGCGGGCGCGGCGGCGCGGCGGCGCUGCCUGUGGGCGGGCGCGGGCGCGGGGCUGGGCUGGCUGCUCACCUACAGCCUCAACGCCGUGGUGUUCGCGUACGGCGCCGUACUCUGCGUGCGUGACAUGCCGCUGCCGGUGGAGGAGCGCCUCUACCACCCCGGGGUCAUGGUCACGGUACUCUUUUGCUCGUUUAUGGCAGCCCAAAAUAUAGCAAUGUGCAACCCACAUCUUGAAAUAUUCUCAACGGCUCGGGGCGCGGCCAAGUCACUGUUCAAACUACUAGAGAGACAGUCAAAAAUCAACGCCCUACAGGACGUAGGACACAAGCCUGACCGGUUCAGAGGGGAUAUUAUAUUUGAUAACUUAUAUUUCAACUACCCUUCAAGAUCAGAUGUCAAGGUCCUCCGCGGCCUCAGCCUGAAGGUGAACGCGGGCGAGACGGUGGCGCUCGUGGGCGGCUCGGGCUGCGGCAAGUCCACGCUGCUGCAGCUGCUGCAGCGCGCCUACGAGCCCGACAGCGGCGGCGUCUCCGUGGACGGACACCGGCUCACGGCUCUGCACUUGCAGCACUUCAGGCGGAGUAUUGGUGUGGUGGGUCAAGAGCCAGUCCUGUUCAGCGGCACCAUCAGAGAGAACAUCAUGCUAGGAAUGGAGAACGCGACCGAGCAGGAGAUGAUCGAGGCAGCUAAAACGGCGCACGCGCAUCAUUUCAUCGUUAAGCUUGUCAAUGGCUACGACACGACCCUGGGCGAGAAGGGCGCCCAGCUGUCCGGAGGACAGAAGCAGCGCGUGGCCAUCGCGCGAGCCCUGCUGCGGAAGCCCGCCAUCCUGCUGCUGGACGAGCCCACGUCGGCGCUGGACCCCGCCUCCGAGCGACAGGUUCAAGCCGCACUAGACGCCGCCAGUCAAGGAAGGACUACUCUAGUCGUUUCACACAGGUUAUCAACAAUCGUAAACGCCUCGAGGAUAGUUUAUAUUGAACAAGGAGCAGUCUUAGAGCAAGGCACGCACCAGGAGUUGCUCGAGAGAAAGGGCGCGUACUGGCAGCUGCUGCAGGACGAUAUGACUCACAAGAGUAUAACGGCAUCUUUACCGGAGUCAGCGGACGAAGACGACGAGGCUUCGAAGGCGGAGUCAGACAGGAGACCGAGCUGUCUGCGGCGGAACAGCAGCGUCCACUCCACUGGCAGAGAAGCGUUCAGAAGGGACAGCUUCGUGCGCGGCAGCAGACGCGUGGGCUCCAUGGCUCCGGAGAUCGCCUCCUCUCCGAUGGCUGACGAAGAAGAAAGCAGUGAAAAAGAGACCAGUGUGUCGACUUGGCAACUCUUAAAGCUGAACAGCAAGGAGUGGCCGCUGCUGCUGGGAGGCGGAAUGGCGUCGCUGCUGAUCGGAGCCACCAUGCCCAUCUUCGCUCUGCUGUUCUCCAAGCUAUACGGGAUGUUCUCGCUGCCCGACCACGAGGAGAUCCUGCGCCAGUCGCGGGUGUACGCGGGCCUGUUCGCGGGCGCGGCCGCGCUCAGCGGGGCGGUGACCUUCCUGCAGGCCUGGCUGUUCGGGCUGGCGGGCGCGCGCCUCACCGACCGCCUGCGCGUGCGCACCUUCCGGAACUACCUCGUGCAGGAGCAGGGCUGGUUCGACGUCCCCGCCAACUCGGUGGGCGCGCUGUGCGCCCGCCUGGCGUCCGACUGCGCCGCCGUGCAGGGAGCUACUGGAACUCGCCUGGGCACCAUGCUGCAAGGCGUCAGCACGAUGGUGCUGGGCGUGGGGCUCGCCCUCGCCUACUCCUGGAAAAUGACUCUCGUCAGCUUAUUGAGCGUGCCCUGCGUCAUCGGCGGAAUAUGCUUGGAAGGCUGGAUAACGAAGAAGUCGGAAGUGAAGGAACAGCGCGCGUUGGAAAGCGCCUCGAAACUCGCCACCGAAGCCGUUCUCAACGUUCGCACUGUGCAUAGCUUAGGGGUGGAGCAGGCGGUGCUGCGGCGCUACAGCGCGGCGCUGAGCGCGGCGGGGCGCGCGGCGCCGGCGCGCUGGGUGCGCGGCCCGGUGUACGGGCUGUGCCUGUGCGCGCCCACGCUGGGCUACGCCGUGUCGCUGGCCUACGGCGGCUACCUCGUGGCCCGCGAGGGGCUCAGCUACGAGUACGCCAUCCUAGUAUCAGAGGCGCUAAUCUACGGCGCAUGGAUGCUGGCCGAGGCUCUGUCGUUCGCGCCGAACUUCGCAGCGGCUCGUCGGUCCGGGGCUCGGAUCGUAAGAGCUCUGCGGAGACAACCACUCGUACGUGAUGAGGACACCGCUGUCGUUGACCCUAACUGGGUCGCAACGGGUAAGAUAGAGUUCGAAAACAUCCACUUCCGCUACCCCACCCGAGCCAACGUACCCGUCCUGAACGGCCUGUCUCUGACCGUGGAGCCCGGCCGGACCGUGGCGCUGGUGGGGCCCUCGGGGUGCGGCAAGUCCACCCUCAUGCAUCUGUUGCUGAGGAACUAUGACCCGCAGCAAGGGGUCGUGAAGCUGGACGGGCGCGACAUCCGGCGCGAUUUGCCGCUGGCGGCGCUGCGCGCGCAGCUGGGCCUGGUGCAGCAGGAGCCCGUGCUGUUCGAGCGCUCCGUGCGCGACAACAUCGCCUACGGCGCCGCCGCCCGCGCCGACGACGGCGCGCUGCUGGACGCCGCGCGCCGCGCCAACGUGCACGCCUUCGUGGCCGGCCUGCCGCUGGGCUACGACACAGUGCUGGAGGCGGGCAGUGCGGCGCUGUCGGGCGGGCAGAAGCAACGCGUGGCCAUCGCCCGCGCGCUGCUGAGGAACCCGCGGGUGCUGCUGCUGGACGAGGCCACGUCCGCACUGGACGCCGCCAGCGAGAAGGCGGUGCAGGCGGCGCUGGAGGAGGCGAGCCGCGGCCGCACCACCGUCGUCAUCGCGCACCGCCUCGCCACCGUGCGCCGCGCCCACACCAUCUGCGUCGUGGACCGAGGUGUUAUAGCAGAAAGCGGCUCUCACGAAGAGUUAGUUCGUAAGCGAGGCUUGUACUGGGAGCUGCUGCAGCAGCAAGGGCCGGUCGACGCGAGCUCGUAACUUGACAGUUGACUUGUAAUCAAUUCUAUCCAUGAGUUAUGUCAAAUAAUUCCACGAUAGACAACUUUACAUUAUUGUACUAACAUUAUGAUUUUUUUUAAAUAUGACACUUACAAAUUGUUUGUAUAUUCCUACUUGGGGUUACUCUCAGUAAUUUUAAUGUGACGUCACAAAACUCAUGUUUUCUCGUCACGAUUUCACAGUUUGCAACUUCCUCCAACCCCUAAACGUGAUGUUGUUUGUGGAUUACUAGUUAAAUAUCGUUACUAUCUGUAGUAUAUUUAAUAAUAUUUAAAAUAUUGACAGUACGAAAUCGUAUUAUCAAUUUUUGUGCAUAUUUUAAAAUCGUACGUAGCCAUUUUGUUUUAUUGUUGACGACGUUUUGUAUGUUAACGUACAAAAUGAAUCAAAUACUUUUGUAUCAUAAUGGGAAAGACAAAGGCCAACGCCAUAACGCCAUAGAGCCAUGUCUCGCUUCGUUUUGAUACUUUAAAAAAAUAGAAAACUCUUAAAAAUAUAAUAAUGGCGUCAAAAAAUUCCUAACACUCAUUAUUAUGCAUUUUAAUUUUAAGUCAAAUGUAAGCUAUCUCUGGUUAAGAGUUCUUUGUCGAGAGUUUUAUAUUUAUAAGUGAAAUUUGUGUUCAUUGAUAGUUUAUGAGUGUACAUUUCAAAUUUUUAUGACUUUUGCCACUCAAAUAACUCAGAAUAUGUGUUUCAGAAAUACGGUUAUAAACAUAUCUGCAUUUCUGAAAAUUGAUAUAACAUAGAUUGAUAUACUUUAUUAUUAUGUUUUAAUAAUACAGGAUAUUUUGGUUUCAUAAUGCAGUUAUGACAAUGCAUUUUUUACUUCAUUUUUUUGUACAUAGAUGUUAAGUACUCUCCGCGUUUACACUGUGGUUAAUCUUGUCAUUAAUUAGGAAAAAAUAUUAUAAAUCCAUCUAAUCAAUUCUUUCAUAUUUUACAUUGAUUAAAAGUACGUGACUCAAAAAAAAAUAUUAAAUUUUUAAGAUGUUUGUUAAAAACAUAAAAAUUUAAUAUAAAGUUUGUUUGUGUAAUGCGUGUGUGGAAAAUAGAAUACUUUAUGGUUUUAAAAAAUAUAAACAUUUUGAAUAUAUUUUGAAAUGUAAAAAGUGCCCUAUUUUUGCAAUUAUAGAAUGUAAUGGUUUUAAUUUAAAAUACUUAAAAAUCAAUAAACUGUUUAUGACUUACUAAGGCCGUGUUCCUAUACUAUAACCAUUCGUUUUGUUCAUGUUCGUUAAUGAAACGAAAGGUUUUGUGAACAUAGGACCGGCCUUACUUGACAUCUCGAGUCUAACGUCAUGUCAAAAGGUGACAUACAGAACAAGAUGGCGACGAUUCUAGGUGUCAAUAUUUAUUCUAUUUUUAACUAUUAUUCCUAGAUAUAAGAUCGACUGUGAUUUUAAAUUUAAUUUUAAGUACUCAAGAUGAGUUUUUUAAUGUACAAUUUGACAUCAUAACAAUGUGAUAAAAUAAUCGUAAUUACAGAAAUAAAAAUAAGUACACUAA
Molecule: messenger RNA, 5627 nt
Organism: Melitaea cinxia (Glanville fritillary)
Lineage: Eukaryota; Metazoa; Arthropoda; Insecta; Lepidoptera; Nymphalidae
Product: multidrug resistance protein homolog 49-like
Exons: 27
Biological process (GO): transmembrane transport
Cellular component (GO): membrane
Molecular function (GO): ATP hydrolysis activity; ABC-type transporter activity; ATP binding
Source: RefSeq, a predicted model, not a curated record